Brassica napus (rape) is the source of this 1642-nucleotide messenger RNA. Its product is annotated as glyceraldehyde-3-phosphate dehydrogenase GAPA2, chloroplastic. Gene Ontology annotation, biological process: glucose metabolic process. The coding region runs from base 315 to 1514 and encodes 399 amino acids. The record is from RefSeq and is a predicted model, not a curated record. Gene Ontology annotation, cellular component: apoplast; chloroplast. The transcript is spliced from 5 exons. Lineage: Eukaryota; Viridiplantae; Streptophyta; Magnoliopsida; Brassicales; Brassicaceae. Gene Ontology annotation, molecular function: NADP binding; NAD binding; glyceraldehyde-3-phosphate dehydrogenase (NAD+) (phosphorylating) activity.
AUUCAGUUGUGAGUUUUCAAUGGUCCUAAGAUGAGAUGAGAACAAGCCAAAUGCUGUGCCAAUGUGACCACAUGAUGGAGAAGCCCAUUUGAGGAAGCCCAAGUGAGAGAAGAAAAUAUCAGUGAAUCAUACAAGAAUGUGAAGAGGGAAGAGACUGAGAAAUCACAACCAUACAAACGAAUGACAAAGCUAUCCAGAAUCUCAUCUUCUUUGCCUCCAACUCAGCAAUUCUCUUUCCUAUAUUACUUAUCUCUGCCUUCAACAUUGCUUUCUGUCCUCAUUUUUUCUGCACACAGCUUCUCUCUCUGGUAGCCAUGGCUUCGGCUACUUUCUCUGUGGCCAAACCAUCUCUUCAGGGUUUCUCUGACUUCUCAGGACUUCGAAACUCCUCUGCUCUUCCCUUCGGCAAGAAGUCUUCUUCCGAUGAGUUUGUUUCCUUCGUCAGCUUCCAGACUUCUGCAAUGGGAAGCAAUGGUGGAUACAGGAAAGGAGUGACCGAGGCCAAGCUAAAGGUAGCCAUCAAUGGAUUCGGUAGGAUCGGCAGGAACUUCUUGAGAUGCUGGCACGGUCGUAAAGACUCUCCUCUCGAUGUUAUCGCCAUUAACGACACUGGUGGUGUCAAACAAGCAACGCAUCUCCUCAAAUACGACUCCACUCUUGGAAUCUUCGAUGCUGAUGUCAAGCCUUCAGGAGACUCCGCUCUCUCCGUUGAUGGAAAGAUCAUCAAGAUUGUUUCUGACCGUAACCCAUCCAACCUCCCCUGGGGGGAACUAGGCAUUGACUUGGUCAUCGAAGGAACCGGAGUGUUUGUAGACAGAGAAGGUGCUGGAAAGCACAUUCAAGCUGGAGCCAAGAAGGUUCUGAUCACUGCACCUGGUAAAGGUGAUAUCCCAACUUAUGUCGUUGGUGUCAAUGCUGAACUUUACAGCCAUGAAGACACAAUCAUCAGCAAUGCUUCUUGUACCACUAACUGUCUCGCACCAUUCGUCAAGGUUCUUGACCAGAAGUUCGGGAUCAUAAAGGGUACAAUGACAACUACUCACUCAUACACUGGUGACCAAAGGCUGCUAGAUGCUAGCCACCGUGAUCUAAGGAGAGCAAGAGCAGCGGCUUUGAACAUCGUUCCAACAUCUACAGGAGCAGCUAAGGCCGUGGCGCUAGUGCUCCCUAACCUCAAAGGGAAACUCAAUGGAAUCGCGUUGCGUGUGCCAACUCCCAACGUCUCGGUGGUUGACUUAGUUGUGCAGGUCUCCAAGAAGACUUUUGCUGAAGAGGUUAACGCUGCUUUCAGGGAUGCAGCUGAGAAAGAGCUUAAAGGUAUACUCGAUGUCUGCGAUGAGCCUCUUGUCUCUGUUGACUUCAGGUGCUCUGAUGUGUCCUCCACCAUUGAUUCUUCUCUGACCAUGGUUAUGGGAGAUGAUAUGGUUAAAGUGAUUGCUUGGUAUGAUAAUGAAUGGGGUUACUCUCAGAGAGUUGUUGAUUUGGCUGACAUUGUUGCCAAUAACUGGAAGUGAAGACCUCAUCUUUUGAUGUCUGCUCCAUUUUUUAUUACUGUUAUAUGAUUCGGAAUGUAUAAUUGUAGUUCCUGAGUUUAUGUAUUUGUGCUCUGCAAUUUUAUAGUAAUAAACUUUAUAUUCAAACA